Messenger RNA from Aspergillus chevalieri, 522 nucleotides. RefSeq lists its product as uncharacterized. The record is from RefSeq and is a predicted model, not a curated record. Gene Ontology annotation, molecular function: monooxygenase activity; heme binding; oxidoreductase activity, acting on paired donors, with incorporation or reduction of molecular oxygen. The coding region runs from base 1 to 522 and encodes 173 amino acids. The transcript has a single exon. Lineage: Eukaryota; Fungi; Ascomycota; Eurotiomycetes; Eurotiales; Aspergillaceae.
AUGCGGGGCACCGCAUCCCUCUCAAUCCUAGGCUUCCUCACCCAGGCCAUCAAGGAAAAGAAAGAAAGGCUAGGAGAAUGUGGCGACAAAAUUGACGGCAGUCACAUAGACCUCCUCUCACGCUACAUCCAUCUGCAAAAGAACAAUACGGGGUUUCCCGCCUGGAUGUUUUCCAACGUUAUUGCCGGCUCCGACUCGGUCGGUACUGUCAUGCGCACCCUCCUGUUCCACCUCCUAGUCUACUCGAGCACUCUUGAGAAACUCCACGAGGAGCUGAAAGCUGCGGAUCUCUCCCGUCCCUUUCCUCGUUAUAAUGAGGUGCGCAAGCUUCCCUACCUCGAUGCAUGUGUUCAGGAAGCGGCCCAGAUCCAUCCGCCUUUCGCUUUACCCUUUGAACGGGUCGUUCCGGACGGCGGCAUCACGGUCCUUGGGCGUAAUCUCCCUGAAGGUACGGUCGUCGCUGGUAACCCGUACGUUGUGAACUGGGAUCCCAAUACGUUUGGUGAGGAUGCGGUGUUUUAA